Acanthochromis polyacanthus (spiny chromis) is the source of this 2405-nucleotide messenger RNA. Its product is annotated as tripartite motif-containing protein 66-like. The coding region runs from base 467 to 1474 and encodes 335 amino acids. Gene Ontology annotation, molecular function: protein binding. Lineage: Eukaryota; Metazoa; Chordata; Actinopteri; Pomacentridae. The transcript is spliced from 5 exons. The record is from RefSeq and is a predicted model, not a curated record.
CUGCCUUUACACACUUGUUCUGAUAAGAAGGACUCCAGCAAACCUUUACAUAUUUUUUCAGGUUUCAUCCAGAGGCCCAGAGGAUUCUGGGUAAUUCCUGCAUAGCUGUAGUGAGCCUGGAGCGUCUCAACUUCCAGUCUGUGUCUUUAUCAUGUCUGCAGCCUGUGGUGUCCCUGGUACGGUUGCCAUGCCAAACACAAGCUGAGCUCCACGAUGAAAUGUCUUUAAAUUGUCCUCAGCAGGUACAGAGAGGAAGUCUGGAUGCUUUAAUAUGUGGUUAUGAUAAGCAUAAAUUUCUGACUAUGAUUAUUUUACUCUUUUCUUUACAUCUUGCUCACAGAAUGGGUUCAGUCAAAAUGAGACAGAUAUUUUGGCGAUAAGAGAAAGAUCACCCCAACUGGCUGAUCUGAGUCUAACAAAAAUAACACCAUUAUCCUGGACUGAACCCUACUGUCCUUACAGCUCCAUGUCUGGAGAACCAGAGCAGGACUCAGGCUUUCACUGUGAAUCUAAUCCAGAUCAGCCUUUUAUCCUGUUUGACUCUGGAUCUGAAGACGGGAAAAGUGAUUCAGAAACAUUUUAUUUGGAUCCAGAUCCAGAGCAGACCAUGGUGAUCGAGUUGGACCCUGAAGCAGAAGCAGAUCAGGACCAAAGCCUCCAGCUGGAGGAUAAAGUUGAAACUAAAUGUGAAGCCGAUAUAAUGGAUGUUAAUCAAGAUCAGAGACCUGAUUUCUGCAGCUCACAGGAAAAAGAGGAGUUAUCCAUCCAGCAGCCAGAAGCUGGAGCUGGGACUGAGGAGAUGGAGAGUGAAGAUUUCUGUGCUGUUUGUCUGAAUGGAGGAGAUCUGCUCUGCUGUGACCGCUGCCCUAAAGUUUACCACUUGGCCUGUCACAUUCCUUCUCUGAUCUGCUUCCCUCUAGGUGACUGGGUUUGUACAAUGUGCAGAACGGACCAGGAGCCAGUGGAGGCCUACGACUGUGAGAACAUGCACUCCUGUGGGGGAAUCAAAGCGCCGUACACUUUGUCCAGCCUGGUCCAGAUGAGGUGUGAGAAGUUGACUCUGCUGUUGUACUGUCACAGACUCAGUGCUCCGUUCCAUGAACCCGUCAGCCCUCUGGCACGAAACUACUACCAGAUCAUCAAGAGGCCGAUCGACCUGUCAGUGAUCCGCAGGAAACUGGACAAGAGCAACACUCUCCACUACUUCACCGCCGAGCAAUUUGUAGAUGACGUCCUGCUGAUGUUCAAAAACUGCUCUACUUUCAAUUAUCCAGACUCAGAGGUGGCCCAGGCUGGUCAAAAUUUGGAGGUGUUUUUCUUGAGAAAACUGAAGGACAUUUUUCCUGACCAGACGUUCCCAUCAGCCAGCCAGGACAGAACAGAAAGAACUCGCCUCCAGUGGCUGAACAGGAAGAGGAAGGAGAACUACAGGAAAAAGAGAUGCAUGUUUAGUGGGAAAAAAUAUUACCUGUAAUUUACAUUUCAUUAGUUUUGUUAAACGAUCUUCCAUUUCAAGAAAAUAUGAUAAAAAUACAGUUUUGUGAAACUGCAGCAUUCACUUGUUUUUUUAAUUAUGAAAAACCAUAUGAGAAGAACUAAUAUUACGUCACCUUUCCGUCAUUUUCACAAUUUCAAGCAGAAGCAUUUUUCAAGGAGACAAUUGUUAUUUACGGUUUUGGAAUGAAAUUAGUCAUACGCAAAUUAUUAUUGCAUUAUUUCUGAUUGUCUGAGGAGUCACACACAUCAAACAUUCUCAUCUUUGUUUAGCAGAAUGGAAAGAUUUUCACAUGUAGGAAAGUAAAUACACUUUACAUAUGAACUGUAUGUUUUCAGCUUUGUUUCAAUUUGAACUUUAACUUUAUUAUUGAUUGGUUGAUGGUGAUUGUUGAUCACUAUUAUUAAAUCAGAGCCUCAGGGCUCCCAGAGUAGGUGGGAAGAGAUCUAUAAGUAUGAGUGUACUACAUGGUAAGAUAGUUUUCCUCCUUUUCAUAAAAUGUACUUGGUAGAGACACUGUAUAUUUGUGCCAGCAGAAACUUAGCAUGCUGUAUGUGCCUACAAUGUUAAUGACAAAUGUAUAUAAAUAUGUUUAGUUUUUUUUUUAGCAAGGUGAAUUUACUGUGGUGUGUUGUUCAUAUGUGGCUCUUCAGGUACAUGCUUUUCUUCCACACCCUUCCCCACCAGAGGGCAUGCUUGUAAGACUUUAUACUGAUAUCUACAUUAUGUUUUCCCUUUUUAAUAUACAUAAAAAUUACAGAAUCUUCAAUGGGACCUUUCAAGCUCAAGAGCUUUUUAUUGUUUGUAUGUUUUUUUUGCAUUUAUGUAAUUUAUAUGAUCUUUAUCAAGCAUUCUUCCUGCUGAUUUGGAGAUCGUCAGGGUUAAUUUUCCUAUAUAACAAUAAAAUGAA